Molecule: messenger RNA, 4022 nt
Organism: Synchiropus splendidus (mandarinfish)
Lineage: Eukaryota; Metazoa; Chordata; Actinopteri; Syngnathiformes; Callionymidae
Gene: tm7sf2
Product: transmembrane 7 superfamily member 2
Exons: 11
Coding region: 64-1341 (425 amino acids)
Biological process (GO): sterol biosynthetic process
Cellular component (GO): nuclear inner membrane; endoplasmic reticulum membrane
Molecular function (GO): oxidoreductase activity, acting on the CH-CH group of donors, NAD or NADP as acceptor
Source: RefSeq, a predicted model, not a curated record
GGGCCUUCCGAUGGCUGCGCGAGCGCUGGACGUCACCUUAUCCCACUACACAGAUGAACCACCAUGAGGGCGAACGGUCAAUCGAACAGACAAAAACCGUCAUUUGACACAGAGCUGGAAUUUGGAGGAGUUUUGGGGUCACUAUGCAUUAUCAUCUUCCUUCCACUGACGGUGCUCUUCCUGAUCAGCGUGAGUCAAACUCCCGAGGCCGGGCUUCUCCAGUGGCCUCCUGCGUUGCCCUCUACAGAGCAGUUGUGGGACCCUUUGGCACCGUUGCUCCUGACUGGAUGGCUGGUUUUUCACGCUGUCCUCUAUUUCCUUCCCGUUGGAAAGGUCUCAGAGGGGUUGGUGCUGAGAGAUGGAUCCCGCCUCAAGUACCCAAUAAAUGGUUUCCAUGGCUGCUGCAUCUCAGCUGUACUGCUGGUGCUCAUGCUGGGACUCGGAGCUCCUCUGGGCUACUUGUAUGAGCUGCAGCUGCCUCUAGCCACGUCUGCCAUACUGGCCUCCGCGCUGCUGUCGCUCUACCUCUACAUCCGCUCCUUCUGGGCUCCUGCUCACGCUCUGGCACUGGGAGGCAACACAGGCAAUCCGGUGUACGAUUUCUUCAUCGGAAGAGAGCUCAACCCUCGGAUUGGAAAUUUUGACCUUAAAUAUUUCUGUGAACUCAGACCUGGACUUAUAGGCUGGGUGCUGAUAAACCUUGGAAUGUUGGUGAAAGAGGUGGAGCUCCGUGGAUCCCCGUCGCUCGCCAUGAUACUGGUCAACUGUUUCCAGCUCCUGUAUGUGGUGGACGGCCUGUGGAAUGAGGAGGCUGUUCUGACCACGGUGGACAUCGUCCAUGAUGGUUUUGGCUUCAUGCUUGUGUUUGGAGAUCUAGCCUGGGUCCCUUUCACUUACAGUCUGCAGGCGGCCUUCCUGGUGGAACACCCGCAGACGCUGACUUUACUGCGAGCUGCUGCUAUCGUGGUUCUUAAUGGUAUUGGAUAUUAUAUAUUCAGAAAAUCAAACUCUCAGAAAAAUCAGUUCAGGAGAGAUCCCACACACGCUAGUGUUUCAAGACUAGAGACCAUCGCCACCCCGACUGGCAAGCGGCUGCUGGUGUCUGGCUGGUGGGGACUUGUCCGUCAUCCCAAUUAUCUGGGCGAUGUUCUCAUGGCGCUGGCCUGGUCGCUGCCCUGUGGCUUCUCCCACAUCCUGCCUUACUUCUAUGUGCUUUAUUUCACUGUGCUGAUAAUACACAGAGAGGCCCGUGAUGAGCGGCAGUGUCGAGCAAAGUAUGGACCAGCGUGGGACACGUACUGUCGACGUGUUCCUUACAGGAUCUUCCCCUACAUCUACUGACAUGAAACUGUAGAACCCAGAUCUCACUUCUCUUACCUUUGAAGCCCUGUGUCGGUUUGUUUUUGAAACUUGUUUUUUUUUUGCUUUCAUAACAGCCACAAGUUAUGUUUUGUAAGUAUUUGCUUGUUGUUCAUAUUCAUUCAGAGUAGGUUGGCUGUUAGCAAGCAGCUGAGCAUGCAGUACCCACAUGGGAAGGAGUGCCACAGAACACUGAUGUUCUCUGAUGAUAUAGGGAUUUAUUGGCAGAAUAUAGGUGGAGGUGAAGAUGGAUAUUUGUCUGCAGGAGCUACGCAGAAUUCAUGUGUUGUGGAAUUUGGAGUCAGUUCUUCGGAGUUGUGCUCUGAGAUCAAGGGAGGUGAAGAAGAGAGUGCAGACAGCGUGGAAAGUGGACAGUUGGAAGUGGAGGAAGUUGUGGAGCAAAGUGAGGAAGCUGGACAUAAAUACCAAAGGUUGAUAGAAAUUGUACUUUUCUAUCAAAUGAGCUGAAGUUUGAUAAAGUUGCAUGACCGCUAUGAAGCAGGUCAUUUUAAUGUUUCUUACAGUCACCAUGAAGGUCCUGUUUCUUGACUGUGUUUUUUUCUUUUCUAUUCAUGUUUACAUUCAAGUGCUGUCACUGUAUCAGAAACAGGAAACAUACUAAAGCAACAGUGAACAAAAUAUUGACUGCUUUGGGGUUUUUUUUAAUACUGUGACCACAGUAAUACGAUAACAAUUUCAAAUGCAUCACAAGUGUCGUGGACUGCUCAUCUCACGCCUGGAUGCAGUGGUUUUCCCCUGAUGCUUGGGUGAGCUCAGAUAUUGGGUAGUGCCUAUUUUCCUGCUGCAGUGGCGAGAGUGUGGUCUUAAAGUUGGAAAAAAUGUCAUCUUGAAGAUAGAACCAAAAUGCUACCCCCUUCAUUUUAUACUCCUUUUGUACUUGAUGAGCAGAGGUCCGUCUGCCAGUAAUGCAUGUGUGUGGCCCGAAACUUUGACCCCAGCGACGUCAUCAUCUUAAGAUGACCUAUUAAAAAGUUUACGUUAAUGGCUCGACAAAAUAAUUCAGUAUUGCGCCUUGUUCUCCUCAGCGUUAUUUGUCAGUUAUUGGAGCGAAAUGUCUUCUCUCACCUGCGCAAAUGACUUAAGAACAUUUGUGUCCUGGUUAUGUGUCUGUCAGAUUUCAAUGUCCCAACUAUUCUCCCAGAACAAAGAUGUGGGGUAGCUUAUUAUGAGCUGUCAGUGCUUUCAGUCCCAGCAUGUGGACUCUCUGAAGAUGGAGCGUCAUUUAGCAAAUCACUUGGAAGAAGUUCUUUUGUCUUCUGAGCUGUGACUGUGUGGAGCUGUGGAAACUCUGCAAUAAACCAGAUAAAUGAGCUGGUGCUGGAACACAGCUGGUGUGAACCUCCAUUUGUCACCUUUCAGUCCAUUUACUGUCGACCCCCAACUUCGCCUACACAGCUCUCGAGCUGUAAUGCUGUUUCUCAAAUGCACAGUGAUAAUUACACGCCCCGCUGGCCCUGUUUGGUUGAAUGUGGCAGAAAUAACCCCAGGUUGGUGGUUAUGAUUUUAUGACACUGCAGUGAUACAUGUCUUGCACACGACACUUUUUCAUUAAUGUUACUAAGUGUCUUCUACUACUGUUAAGAUCAAGAAGUUUGUCUUUUUAAAGCAGGAUUUACACCUCAAAUAUGCUCAACGUUCUAUUGGCAAAGUAGUUCUUGAUCUAUUCAAUCUGGUGGCACAGUCAAUUUUCAAAAACAUGUAAUGUUCCUUCUUUAUUAGUUGCAGUAAGGGGGAAGGGAACAUGACAUUUAUUGAAGAAUCUGAUUGGCUGAGUAUUACGUCCGCUUUUGUUUGAUAUUCAGAGCUGAAACUGACAUUCCUCUCCUGAUGCUCGUAUCAGAAGAGAUGUAAACUCAGAUGAAAGCUUUAACACCAACAGUCAGAAACUCAAAGUAGGGAUAUGAUGUGAAUCAAGUUAAAAUACUGGCUGCAUCAGGUCUGAAAAACAUAAACAUUCAAGUGAUAAAGUAAAGAAUUCAUUCAUUCCAUGUGUGAGUGUUACAUUCUUAUUCUUAUUCUUAUUCUUGUAACAUGCACACACACACAAAAAUCACUCAGACACAAAUUCACACGCAGUUACACACAACACCUGAUACAUUUCAAUGAAUAUGAUUCGGGAGAGACACAUCACCUGCUCAUGUAUUUCCCUGUCACAUUCUAUUUUUGUGUUGUCAUACUGAAGACCAGGCGGACUCAAGACCACAUUUCCAAGGUUUUGGCUUUGUCUCACAUAUGGGCUCGGUCUUGUCUCGGUCAUGCUGGACUCUGUCAUGCUGGAGUCUUCAUCUGUAUAUUUGUAAAUAGAACUCUAAAAACAGAUUAACUCAUUUCAGUAAAACUUCCAUGGUCAUCUGAAAGAAGCUGGUCUUGAAGGGACUUGAUUUUGAUGGUCCUCCACAGGUAUGUUUGGAUGUACGAUGGAAAUCAUUCUGUUUUGUUCAGUAUUCCGUAUGGUGCCUUGGUUUUGCCCCUUUGUUCUGUCUGUUCUUGGUCUUGACUCAGUGUCAGGUGAAGUGGUCUCCACUAUAACACUACAUUUUCUUCUGAAGUCACACCUGGCUCAGUUUACAUCUAGUAAUGUGCCACCACAGAAAUCACAAUACGGCUUGCAAUUUAGAGAUGGAAAACACUUUUCAUUGUUA